GAUACAGGGUUUCUGUCUAUACUAUAACAAUACACUUUGAUUCAGUUUUUUUUUUUGAACAGUAGGAACUGUGAGAGGCAUGUAAUGACGCUCACAUAUUCAUGGCACAAGGACAAAGAUGGGUGUGGCUUGUGGGUGAAGUAUUCAAAAUAGAACAGGCUUAGCAAGUGUAAAAAAAAAUAAAAAAAAUUUGAGCUGAUAUAAAUCAUGUUUUGUGCAGUUUAAAUGCGGGAGUGUGACAUGUCAGGCUUAGCAAAAAAAAAAGAUAAUACGGUGCAUUUCACUGUGUUCUGCGCUAAAAUGUUGAGACGUCAUAUGAAGAUGUGUUUAUAGUGAAUCAAAUGGAAAUUCACAUGGGACAGAUUCAAUUAUGGGACGAAUCACAUGGGAAGAAAACGAAUCGUGAUAAACCAUGAGUGAAAACUGAAUCGUGAAAAUUGAAUCAUGUGAGAAAUCACAUGGGGGCGGAUGAAUCAAAUGACAAAUGAAUCAAGUAAAAAAUCAUGUGGGAAAAAACGAAUCAAAUGAAAUCCGAAUCUUGUCAAAAUUCACGUGAACAAAAAUGUAUCGUAAAUAAUCACAUCUGAAAAUUGGGGAGAAAAAAAAAUGAAUCAAAUGAAAAAUGAAUCGUAAGAAAUAAUGCGGAAAAAACGAAUCGUAAACAAAAUCACAAAAAAAUGAAAAAAUGAAUCACGUGAAAACCAAUUAAGUGUGUGAAAAAUCAUGUAUAAAAAAAAGAAUCGUAAAACAUUUUGUGUGGAAAUAAACGAAUCGCUAACAUUACUGCAGUUAGCGAGCUGAUUUGACUAGCACUGUUAUGAGUCGUUUAAAUAAAGAAAACAAAUUGAGGAUCGCAUUUUACAAACUCUCAGAAACACUCGCAUUUAUAUCAUAUGUUUUUGCACAUCUAAUGUAUAUCAUGGCCAAGUCCGAUAUUAGGUCAGGCUUUGAUAAUAGGAAAGUGGAUGAUUAAAAGCGUCCUCCUCGGCAGUAAUCAUCACUGGGUCUUGAAGUGCAAGUUUUUCCACAUAGCACACGUCAAUCUUCCACCACAUCAGUAAGGGUCUUCAUCGUGAGCGUUGUCGCUAUCCAUAAACCUCAGCCUUGAGUAUUUCUUAAACAGUCUUAAAUUAUUUAUGAAAUUCCGCCUGCAGAAGGCGCUCUUCACGUUCUCUCAGUAAAAUUUCACCCUGGAGGUGGAUGGAGAUGGUUUCUCUGCCUGGGCUACUUUGCCAGGGUUCGGUCUUUCAUUACAAAAUGAAUAGUGGGCGAGACAUUGUCAUAACAUCCGACAUUUUGUACAUUUUUGAAAAUGAAAGAAUCCGUUUAAAAAGAAAUCGCUCAGUGUUGUUAAUGGAAAUCUCCCAUCAGUGACUGGUGCAGGUGGAGGAAGCUCGGCCCUGGGACCCCUCUCCUGUGAUCUACAUGCUGUUUAUCGAUCAAAUGUUACACGCGUGUGAUGAUGUCAGACUUGUUUGUGUAUACUCAGCAUUUUCCCCCAGCAUGUGCCCUGUUUGUGUUCAGGAGAAGGGAAAAGGCCAGCUGCAACAGCUUCAGGAGGAUGCGGACCAGGUUGUGGUCAUCAUGCAGCAGAACUUCAACAAGGUCGGAGAGCGUGAGGAAAAGCUAGAGGAACUGGACAAGAGAGCUGACGCGCUGUUAAAGAGUGGCAAACAGUUUCGAAAGUCGACAAGGAAAGUGAGACGGAAGACGGAAACCGAGAACGCAAGACUGCGAUGUAAGAACUGGAGGGUGAUCGCUGGAAUAGUUGUUCUGAUCAUCAUUAUCACCAUUAUCAUCAUUGCAGUAUUGUGGCCGCGGUAAGAACGGAGACUCUGGGUAAAACAGCCAGAGAAGAUGAAUUGAUGGGAUUAAUGGCUAUUGAAGCGACUCAGGAGUGUUUUUUUCUUUUGUUCUGGGUUAAAAUGUGUGUUCAGAUGUUUGCACCAGCAUAACAAUAC
Molecule: messenger RNA, 1961 nt
Organism: Ictalurus furcatus (blue catfish)
Lineage: Eukaryota; Metazoa; Chordata; Actinopteri; Siluriformes; Ictaluridae
Product: vesicle-associated membrane protein 3-like
Exons: 2
Coding region: 1426-1824 (132 amino acids)
Biological process (GO): vesicle-mediated transport; vesicle fusion; SNARE complex assembly
Cellular component (GO): plasma membrane; SNARE complex
Molecular function (GO): syntaxin-1 binding; SNAP receptor activity
Source: RefSeq, a predicted model, not a curated record